AUAGCUGGACACUUUGCACUGUGUCUUGCCUGUUUGCACGUGUGUUUGGCAGCUGCAGUUAACAGCAUUGGCGUGUUGGUACAUUCAUGCAAGACACAGGAUGGGAGCUCCUGGCCUCUCUUUUGCUCUCUUCUUCCUCUUCUUCUCUCCCGUACGAGCCCAGUGGUGGAGUUUCCUGUGGGCGAACCCCAAAACCAGCACGAGCUCUACUCCUUCCUCCAUUCCUCCCUCCAUCACUUCUCCAUCCAUCACUCCAGGGACAACAGAGUGGGUGACAGAGAAAGGUCCGGAGGGUAGCUCUCAGAUAGAGGGGUCUGUGCUGGCCCCUACACCCAGCUUGGGAGAGUUAAUCUUUGGCUACAGCACUGCAGAACCUUGGACUCUACGUCCAGAGGAGAACGCAGCUGGUGACAGCAAAGCCAAGAACCAGUACAAACCACUGAAACACUGGAAGAGUGAGCGAGGCUCAGGAGGUCAUCUGGACCUGAUGGAGUUAAUUGGCGUCCCCCUCCCUCCCUCUGUCUCCUUCACUCCUGGCUAUGAGGGUUUUCCAGCCUACAACUUCGGGCCUGAGGCCAACAUCGGCCGGCUCACCAAAGCCUUCGUGCCAGGGUCAUUCUACAGGGACUUUGCCAUCAUCGUCACGGUGCGUCCAGCCACUCAGAGAGGAGGCGUGCUCUUUGCCAUCACAGAUGCCCUCCAGAAGGUGGUGAAGCUGGGUUUGGCCCUCACUCCAGUGCGUGGGGGCCUCCAGAGCAUCUUACUGUACUACACUGACAGAGAGCAAGCGUCCCACAGCCACAAGGCUGCUGCCUUCAGUGUCCCAGAUAUGACCGACCAGUGGACACGAUUCACAGUGGUGGUGGAGCACGAUGAGGUGCGUCUCUACAUGGACUGUGGAGAGGCCGAGAGGACUACUUUCCAUCGGAGGCCAGAGAGACUCACCUUCCAACACAAUUCAGGCAUUUUCGUGGCUAAUGCAGGAAGCACGGGUCUUGACGUGUUUGAGGGUUCCAUUCAGCAGCUGGUGAUAAAAGAUGAUCCCAGAGCAGCUGAAGAGCAGUGUGAAGAUGAUGAUCCUUAUGCAUCGGGAUACACCAGUGGAGAUGAUGCCCUGGAUGACAGAGAAACAGAGGAGGAAAUUAUGAAGAACACUCAUGAGAGGAAACAUGGCACAGCACAGGAGGAGGACAGUGUUCCGGUCAGAGCUCCACCCACUGAGCCUCCAGAGGUGGAGCUGGAUGAGUACUCUGGUCAGCAGACCCCAACAGAGGCCAAAGAAGAAAUGCUAAUAAGAGGGCCACACCGGACUGAGGAGCCAGGGGAGCGAUCAGGAGAUGGUCGCAUCAGGCCUGGAUUAAAAGGAGAGCGUGGAGAUCCUGGUCCCCGAGGCCCACCUGGCCCACCCGGGCACCCAGGCCCCACCCCUUUACCUGGGCAAGCACAGCCUGGCCCAAGAGGAACAAAAGGACCACCAGGAGCCCCUGGAUCCCAAGGACUGCCAGGGAAAGAUGGACAGCAGGGAAGCAAGGGUGAAAAAGGAGACCCAGGUGAGAGGGGAGCUCAGGGAUUUCCAGGUUUGAAGGGAGAAACUGGAAUCAAAGGAGAAAAGGGAGACUCUGGAGUUGGUAUACCAGGCCCUCCUGGCCUCCCUGGGCCUCCUGGACCCCCCAGAUCACGAAGUGUACCCUAUGGAGCAGAUGCACUGGGUUCUGGCUUUGAGGACCUGGACAGUGACACUGAACUCAUCAGGGGUCAGCCUGCCACCGGGCCUCCUGGACCUCCCGGCCCCCCUGGGCCCUCUGGCCGCCUGUCAUCGUCUGACACAGCUGAAGGCCUGUCUUCAGGGCAUGCUGGAUCACCUGGUACCCCUGGCAGAGACGGGAUCCCAGGCAAUCCUGGAAUACCGGGUCCAGCAGGAAGGGAUGGAGCUCCAGGUCUACCAGGAGCAGCAGGAGAGAAGGGUGACCAAGGGUUAACUGGGCCACCUGGACCAAAGGGUGAAUGUGGGCAUGAGGGUACAGCAGGCUCCUCAGGGCCUCCAGGGCCAAGUGGUCCCCCGGGAAAGAGGGGACCACCAGGUUCCCCAGGACCCGCUGGCCCUCCCGGACCUCCAGGAACCAAAUUCUUUGUAGAGGAUAUGGAGGGAUCUGGGAAGAGUGACAUGCUGAUUGGAGCUGGAGUCGGAGGCCCACAAGGUCCCCCCGGUUUACCUGGCCCACAGGGACCCAAGGGUGAGGAUGGAGCCACAGGUGCUCCAGGGCUCUCUGUCAAGGGUGAGCCAGGGGACCCAGGGCCAGAGGGUCUUCAAGGCCCUGCAGGACUACCAGGUGCUAGGGGGGCCAAAGGAGAAAAGGGCAAUCCAGGACCCAAGGGUGAUCGAGGUGCUGAUGGACUCAGUAUCCCAGGACCACCUGGGCCUCCUGGACCUCCUGGACCAAUCUUUAAUCUGUCAGAUCUGCUGCUCAAUGUCACAGAUGGGAUCUUCAACUUCACAGAGAUCAGGGGACCACCAGGGCCCCUGGGCCCUGAAGGCUUGCCUGGCAGAGCUGGAUUUCCUGGCCCAAGGGGACCUAAGGGGGACAUAGGCCCUCCAGGUUUUCUAGGGCCAUUAGGGCCCAAGGGAGAGAAGGGUGAGCCGGGCGUGACCAUUGCUGCUGAUGGAUCCCUCUUGUCAGCGCCGAGAGGUCCCCAGGGGCCCAAAGGCAUCAAGGGUGACCGUGGGUUCCCUGGACCUGCUGGACGCAUGGGCCCAAUAGGACCGCAAGGACAAAAAGGAGAAUAUGGCUUCCCUGGUCGCGCAGGGCGGUCUGGUAUGCCUGGGAGGAAAGGUGACAAAGGAGAUUCUGUCGGCCAACCGGGACCUCCAGGUCCCCCGGGCCCACCUGGAGCUCCAGGGAGAGUUAUUGGGCUAAAAGGAACAGUGUUUCCGGUGCGCCCCCGACCGCACUGCAAAAACGGAAGAGAGUCAGCAACAGGGGGAGGUUCAGUUGGAGCUAAAGGAGAAAAAGGAGAUAUGGGACUACCUGGCGAGCCAGGCUCAUCUGCACCUGCAUAUCCAGAUGGAAUUGUGGGUGCUAGAGGCGAUCAGGGAUACCAAGGUCAGAAGGGAGAAAAGGGUGAUGAAGGUCUGCCUGGUCCUCCAGGACUGCCUGGGAGAUCAGGACUGGUGGGUCCAAAAGGUGAUUCUAUCGUGGGUCCUCCAGGACCUGUUGGUGCUACAGGUCAGGCCGGAGCCCCUGGGUUGGGACGACCUGGUCCCAGAGGGCCCCCUGGCCCUGCUGGACCCCCAGGGGUUGCAGAUGCAUAUGGAUCAGGUGUCAGUAUUCCCGGCCCUCCUGGUCCUCCCGGCCCACCAGGAUCUCCAGGAUAUGCCAACCCGGUGACGACCUAUAAGACGAGCCAUGCUCUGAGCAGAGAGACUCACCGGGCAGCAGAGGGAACCUUGGCCUACGUGUCUGAGAAGGGAGGAGAGCUAUACAUCAGAACACGCAAUGGCUGGCGCAAGAUCCAGCUCGGAGAGUUAAUAAUUUCUGGACCUUCUGCCUCGGCGGCGUCUCAGUCCCUGAGCAGACCUGGAGAAUUGAGCAGACCACAAAGGAUCCACAGCCAGGAGCUACAAGAGGGCAGUAGAGGAUAUCAGCCCAGCUACAAUGUGCUACCACAGACCUUCAACGCUAUACCUGGGCUCCAUCUGGUAGCACUGAACGCCCCGCUGAAAGGGGACAUGCGUGGCAUCCGGGGCGCAGACUUCCAGUGCUAUCAACAGGCACGCUCCAUGGGGCUAACAACCACCUACAGGGCCUUCCUGUCCUCACACCUCCAGGACCUGGCGACUAUCGUGAGGAAAGCAGACCGCACUGACAUGCCCGUGGUAAACCUCAGGGGUGAAGUGUUAUUCAGUAGUUGGAUGUCCAUCUUCUCUGGAAAUGGAGGCACAUUUAACCCGUCCACGCCCAUUUACUCCUUUGACGGACGAAACGUGAUGACAGACUCAGCAUGGUGA
Molecule: messenger RNA, 4006 nt
Organism: Plectropomus leopardus (leopard coralgrouper)
Lineage: Eukaryota; Metazoa; Chordata; Actinopteri; Perciformes; Serranidae
Source: RefSeq, a predicted model, not a curated record